AGCCCAAAGCCCAAAAUCUAUAACACCGAGUGAGAGAGAGCACAGCUGAGAGAGAAUCAGAAGAAAUGGACGACAAUCGCAUAUUGGAGAUGGAGAGGCACAGGAGGGAGCAGAUUCGAGAGCUCGAUCCCGAUCUCGAGGAAUUGCAGGUCGAAGAGUUAUAUGACCACCGCCAGCCAUCCAAUGAUGAACUUGCCGCCACUGAUCGUGGUUAUGGUGGUGCUACUUCGUCUGGCGAAUUCACAUUUAACACCAGUUUGGCUUCAUCACAUACGUAUCUUGGCGAGGUUGAAGACACUCACCAUCGGAAGGCUUUCUUGGAAGGCGGCGCCAUCUUGAACCUCCCACUGUUUUAUCUUGAAGGAGUUGUUCUGUUCCCAGCCACCCUUCCUUUAAGAGUUAUUCAGUCAAAUUUUAUAGCCACUGUCGAGAGAGCACUGACCCAGGUUGAUGCUCCUUAUACAAUUGGAGUGGUCCGUGUGCACAGGGAUCCUAACAACGGAAGAAUAAGGUUUGCAACCAUUGGGACGACAGCAGAGAUUCGGCAAUACCGGCGGUUAGAGGAUGGUUCACUGAAUGUGGUUACUCGUGGCCAGCAGAGAUUUCGUCUACGGAGACCUUGGAUUGAUGUGGAAGGAGCGCCGUGUGGAGAGGUCCAAAUUAUCCCGGAAGAUCAACCAUUAAGAACUCCACUUGAUGCAUGUGGGAAAUUGCCACCAUUUUGUAGUCUUCGAAGCCCUAUUGUCUCACUAAAGCGGCCUUCAAAACUCUCUCAUGAUAAAUUGCAUCCAUAUAGGGAUGAGGACAAUGUUUCAGAUUCAAAUUCUGAAGAAUGCUUUGAGAGUGCACUCUCCCUUGUGGAAAGGAGAAGCCACCAUUCCGUGGUUGAUUCUUCUGAUAGGAGUGAUAGAAUGGAUGAAUCAACAAGCAGUGAUGAUGACAAGUUCUUGUGUGAGUCAGACCUACAAUUUAGAAGAUCUUUCCUGAAUGACUCUGAAUCCACAGGAUCAUUGCAUGAAGACCACAAGAAGCAAAUCGAAAAUGUCAAAUUGGGAUUGGGGACCAGUUCCACUCCCGGAAAGCUAUCUUGCAAGGGAGAAGAGCCAGACACUUGUUGGGAAAAAAUGGAUUUCAACAAGUUCCGCAGGGUUCCAAGAGCGUUCUGGCCCUAUUGGGUGUACCGUAUGUAUGACUCCUAUUGCCUUGCCGAAAGGGCUGCAGAUAUGUGGAAAAAGAUAGUCGGGGCACCCAGCAUGGAUGGCCUUAUUCGGACACCUGACCAUUUGUCAUUUUAUAUUGCCAGUAAAAUCCCUGUUUCUGAGUCGACAAGGCAGGAGCUCCUGGAGAUUGAUGGGACUUCAUAUAGAUUGCGUCGGGAAAUUGAGUUGCUUGAGAGUGUCAAUCUUAUUCGAUGUAAAACCUGUCAGACGGCAAUUGCGAGGCGGAGUGAUAUUCUGGUCAUGUCCAGUGAAGGUCCUCUUGGUGCUUACGUGAACCCAGAGGGUUAUGUACAUGAGAUAAUGACUCUUUACAAAGCAAAUGGCUUGGCACCAAGAGGGCGACCACAGAUAGAAUACAGCUGGUUUCCUGGGUAUGCAUGGACGAUCACCAACUGUGCCACUUGUCAAAUUCAAAUGGGGUGGUUAUUCACGGCCACAAUCAAGAAGUUGAAGCCCAGAUCAUUCUGGGGGAUUAGGAGUUCUCAAGUCGCAGAUGACAUGCAGUGACCGCGCAAAGUUAUCAGGUGCUUCCCUGAACGUUCCAGUAACUAUGUAAUAAUAUUAAUGUGUUAGGGCUUCGUGUCAAUCUCUCAGAUGUGUUAUGUGUUGGGGUUCAUUUGCUGUGCCUUCUGCUAUGCAUGACUAGACUUUCAGCUGGUAACAUAGUUACAUAUAUAUGGGGUACAUAAUAACUUGAUAAAAGGUUUGUGAUA
Molecule: messenger RNA, 1933 nt
Organism: Juglans microcarpa x Juglans regia
Lineage: Eukaryota; Viridiplantae; Streptophyta; Magnoliopsida; Fagales; Juglandaceae
Product: protein cereblon-like
Biological process (GO): protein ubiquitination
Cellular component (GO): Cul4A-RING E3 ubiquitin ligase complex
Source: RefSeq, a predicted model, not a curated record